Molecule: messenger RNA, 3910 nt
Organism: Ooceraea biroi (clonal raider ant)
Lineage: Eukaryota; Metazoa; Arthropoda; Insecta; Hymenoptera; Formicidae
Gene: Br140
Product: bromodomain-containing protein 140
Biological process (GO): regulation of transcription by RNA polymerase II
Molecular function (GO): protein binding
Source: RefSeq, a predicted model, not a curated record
AGCUCUAAGCGUAUUUUUAUUCUUCCCUACGAUUUGUUCCUUGUUGCCUUUUCCCGCCAAAAACUCAUUGUAUUACACAGGUGUAGCACAUAUGGCACGUAUCCUAGUUUCGUACCUCGUUGAGGAGUGUGCUAUUACGGAAGCACGUUUCCAAUAUUUAAAGAACACGAACAGUCGCGUGAUUGACUGCAGAAAGAGAUUGAAUCUGUGACGUAGUAUACAUCAAUUACAGAUUAUCGUGGUCACGCUCGUUGUACACGUUCUCACCUGUGAGACAAACUUUGAGCAUGCACAUUCGCGUAGAGACGUUUGCCGAUUGUAUUCGUUGAGUGACUACGAUGGAAAUUACAGAGCAGAGCUAAAGUUACGUGAUGACUGCACGAAUAAACUCAGUGUAGCUCAUAAAACUGAUGUGCUACGUUUAAUCGCGGAGAGUUUGUACCAUUCGGCGCAGUGUUGGUGGCAAAGAAGUGCGAGAGGUUAAUGGAGGUACUCGCCAUACUUGCCGAAGAGAGAGAGAGAGAGUGUGUGUGCGGUGUGAUUGACUUUUUUAAAGUAUAUUAUUAGUUAAAUGAGACAAUAAAGAAGAUGAACACGCCACAGUCUAACAAGAAGAAGGGCAGGAGCAGGAUAGGUGUACCCAAUGAAACUAUGAGCCCUACGAACAUCGAGACGCUCAGCAACCAGGAAACAGCGAAGUUUGUUUUGGUACAUCCUAUAGGAGAGGAUGCAAAUAAACCAGUCAAGUUAGCCAUCUCAGAUGCAAUCCCUAUAAUCUCGAUGGAUGGGAGUAUGGAUGACAAAAGUUUAAUGCAAAAGAGUAACGCAGCAUUGCUGGAAAAGGAGAAGGAAGACAAAAAUAUUCUUAGUACUUUACCUGUCGCUACAUUUAGAGAAAUAGAAGGCUAUGAGGAACAACUGGGAAAAGCUGAGCCACUACCAAAUUCUUACAUUAGAUUUAUGGAACGCAGUGGCGAAGAACUUGACGGAGAAGUAGAAUACGAUAUGGACGAGGAAGACACUACGUGGUUGUCUAUGUUGAAUGAAAGAAGAACAGCUUCUGGACUGAAGACACUGGAGGCUGAUAGUUUCGAACUGCUAAUGGACAGGCUGGAGAAAGAAUCGUACUUUCAACAACAGAGCAACGGUGGAGGUGGCGUCGCUGCGGACGAGGACGCCGUCUGCUGCAUCUGCAUGGACGGUGAAUGUCAGAAUAGUAAUGCCAUCCUGUUUUGUGACAUGUGCAAUCUUGCCGUCCAUCAAGAUUGUUACGGCGUGCCGUAUAUACCCGAAGGACAAUGGCUGUGUAGAAGGUGUCUGCAGAGUCCAUCUAGAGCUGUGGAUUGUAUUCUAUGCCCGAACAGAGGUGGUGCAUUCAAGCAGACUGACCGUUCGGCAACGUGGGCACAUGUGGUUUGUGCUCUGUGGAUACCAGAAGUAAGAUUCGCCAACACUGUAUUCUUGGAACCCAUCGACAGCAUAGAGAGCAUUCCGCAAGCCCGCUGGAAGCUCAUCUGCUGCGUGUGCAAGAAAAAGGGAAGAGGCGCAUGCAUCCAGUGCCACAAGAGCAACUGCUACGCGGCAUUUCACGUGACUUGUGCCCAGCAAGCCGGUCUAUGCAUGCGUAUGAGAACAGUACAGCCUGCCAAUGGCGAGCCAAUGCUUGUACAAAAGACUGCCUAUUGCGAGGCACAUACUCCCGUUGAUUACCAGCCUUCCACGAAUCCCGUGGAUGCAAGGAGGCGAGCGAUAGCGAAUAAAAAGAGUUCGUCGGCGCCUGUCAUAUCCAUUCCCACCAUACCACCUGAGAGAAUCCAAGAAAUCGCUAAUCUGGCUGAAGGAUUAGAAAAAAAGAGUCAAGUGAUACAACGUCUAAUCGCCUAUUGGACACUAAAACGGCAGUACAGAAAUGGUGUACCACUUCUCAGAAGACUGCAAAGUUCACAUCCACAAUCUAGACCUCCUCCGCUUGUGGAACACUCUACUUCACCCACACAUGAUAAUGAAUUACGGGGAGAAAUGUGUCGUCAGCUGAAAUACUGGCAAUGCCUACGUCAAGAUUUGGAACGCGCACGGUUGCUGUGCGAGCUAGUACGCAAACGUGAGAAAUUGAAAAAGGAACUCGUGAAAGUAAAGGAGAAAUGUAUGUUGUUCGAAUUGCGACCAUUGGAGAGCAUUUUGCGUACAUUGCUAGAAGCGAUAAAAGCGAAAGAUGUGAAUGAUGUAUUUGGACAACCAGUCAAUACUAAAGAAGUUCCGGAUUAUCUCGAAAUAGUGUCGCAUCCUAUGGAUCUUUCUACUAUGCAGGCAAAAUUGGAGAAGCAGGAGUACGAGACUAUCGCGGCAUUCCAGGCUGAUUUCAAUUUGAUGGUGAACAAUUGCCUGGCAUACAAUCGCAAGGACACUAUGUUUUAUCGAGCCGGGAUGAAAAUGAAGGAGCAAGGUAGUGCCCUGAUAGAGCAGGUUCGCAAAGACCAUCCUGACCUCGAUCCGGUCACCGAACCCGAACAGGCUGGCCCAAAACCUAGAAAACGAGAGAGAUCCAGUCGCAGUCGCGCGGAAACGGAGUCGCAGUCUAACGAGAAGGAGGUCGGCGGUGGUGGUGUAAACAGGAGAACGGCUGUACUAUUUACGCGUAAGGCUAGAGCGCGUAAUGCUAGGAGCAGUCAGAUGUUUCUCUCGGAAGAUGAUAGGAAGAAACAAAGUGAUAGUUUUAAAGUAUACAGGAGUGGUACAAUGGACAGCGAUAUUGGUGAAGCAGAAAGCCAAUCGUCGAGUUGCAGUAGCUGCCCUACGAGUAGAUCCACCACCCCCAAUCCAGAAGAGGAGAAACAACGACAAGAGACCCCGGAUACGAAGAAAGAGAGUGAAAAUAAACAGGCGAGCGCUAGUAACGGUUUGGAAUGCUUGCAACUCGUGUGGGCGAAGUGUCGAGGAUAUCCUUGGUAUCCAGCUCUGAUUAUUGAUCCUAAAACACGCCGAGGUACUGUAUAUAAAGGGGUGCCAAUUCCCGCACCGCCCGAUGACGUUCUAGCGCUUGCGCCAGGUGAUAAUUUCAAAGAGCCCGUCUUCCUUGUGCUGUUCUUUGACACAAAACGUACAUGGCAAUGGCUGCCAGGGGAAAAAUUAGAAAAACUUGGAGUGUCGCAAGAAGUGGAUGAAGCGAAAUUAAUUGAAUCACGUAAACCUGCAGACAGAAAAGCUGUGAAGAAGGCUUACCAAGAAGCCUUGCAUUAUUAUAAACAAACGCAUAAUGCUGCGUUAGACACACCAAAUAGCUAAAUCUCAUAUGAUAGCGUGUUUAAAUAUUUAUGUUGCCAUAUAUAAACAUUUAAAGAUUCCACAUUUGGACGAUACAAAUACUUCAUAUGCACUAAACUAACAUUUUAGUAAAAUAUAUUUUUGGUGUCUCAAAAAACAGUGGAUAGAUAAUCAAAAUAGUAAAUUUUAAUUUAUGAAAUGUAACGUAUAUCUUAUGGAUGUAUAUAAUUGUAGAAUAUAAAUAAUUUGCUAGAAAUUAUUUUAUGAAAUGAAGUAUUAAUGUAUUAAUAUUAAGAAGAUAAAUUUAAGUUUGAAGACAAGACAUAAAAUAGGGUUAUUGUAAUGUACAGUUUUAUGUGAAUCUUAUUACACAUGAACAAUAUUUUUAUUUUAUAGAAACAUGUUUCUACCGUUUGUGACACUUUUUACUCUUUAUAAAGUUUAUUAUAAAAGUAGCAUAUAGAUACGGUGAAUAAAUCUUUCACGAUAUCGACAAAAUAUUACAUUACGUUCUGAAUUACUUAUUGUAAUUAUAUAAAAUUCUUGUUAAGUCUCAAUUAAGUUUAUUAUACAAGUUGUCAUUAUAAAGUUCGACUGCGCAUAGUGCAUAAACAUUAAUAACAAUAUUGAAUAAAUUCAUAUGAAUGUA